Messenger RNA from Drosophila ficusphila, 1119 nucleotides. RefSeq lists its product as uncharacterized. The coding region runs from base 307 to 1095 and encodes 262 amino acids. Lineage: Eukaryota; Metazoa; Arthropoda; Insecta; Diptera; Drosophilidae. The record is from RefSeq and is a predicted model, not a curated record. The transcript has a single exon.
CUUUAGCAGGCGUCUCAUAAAUUUUUUCACCGUCCGACUGUUUUAAAAUGUAAUACCAUUUUAAAAGUUAUUUAUUCUUUGUUGACUUGAGUUUAUUUAUUGCACACAGGAAGUAAAUGCUAAUUUAAUGAUCUCAAUUCGCAUUGUUUUUUCAAUUAAGACAGUACUCCAUUAAACAAUAUAAAGGGAGUUUUAACACUUAAACGGUCUGUUAAGAAGAAAAGUAACCUUUUGCUUUCCGAGAAUAAAAUCAAGAGUGAAAUAGUUUCUUUGAAAAUAUCUAAAUUCUAAGCGAUAAGAAACGAAAUGAGCGACGAUUCUUCUGCUCCUGAUGAAGAGGAGGUCAUUACAGAUGUAUACAUUUCUCUACUUUCGCGACAUGUCCAUAGAUAUCCCGAAGAUGGAACCCACAAGUCGUGGGUGCUUCCCCGAAUAAUGAUCCUGUUCGCCAGUGGGGAUUUAGACGAAGUAACAAAGAUUAUUGUCGAAGAUAUGCAUCAUCCGAUUGGAAGCGGACUGGUGGCUUCUGUUCUCGUAGAGGAAUCGAUAAGAGACGAACUGAUAAAGAAUAUUCGUAAGAACUUAAAACCGAUGGAUAAGCGCAUUCAGCGACAUCCGAAUUAUUUGAAAUCGGUCAAGCUCAUCGAUCGUUUGAACUGCUCAACAAUUCACAUCGAGAAAUUCGAGGAGUCAGAUGUGAAAAAGCGAUAUGGUCACAGGAAGAAAGGUUCUCCAAUAAUAGUUCUGGACUUUCCGCAAUAUUUUUUCGGUGAUAAGCCAUCGGCUGUAAUGACUUUAAGUACUUUCAGAAACCUCAAUGAAGUGGUGAAACUUUACAAGCGGGAGGGCCUGCACUUCGAUUCAGUUUCUGUGUGGACAGCCAAGUUGGCACAGGGCUUCGAUUUGGUGACCAGAAUUCCUCAAGCUGAGCAAUGGUUUUUCAACUGCGUCAACGAAAAUCUCAAAUUACCAAAACUGCCCGCUCAACCCGUUUCUGGAGUUUCAGUCAGUCUAAAUGUUCACUAUGAGAUUCAUGUCGUUAAUGGCAAAGUCAAGACAAUUGCGUUUCCCAUCGCCCCGCCAAAUAUGUAUUGAAUUAAAAGUCUUUCAAUACGGCAA